AUGUUACUCUUCGAAGAUCCAACGUAUACGAAUCUCAACCGCCUGCAGGCCCAAGUCGUAUCUAACAUCACCACGUCAAUGAGAUUCAGGGGUGACGUGAACACCAGCUUGGAAGAAUUGCAAACAAAUCUCGUGCCAUACCCGAGAAUACAUUUCCUGUUAAUGGCCUAUGCGCCAAUGAUCACUCACAGGAAAGCGAUGCACACGAACAUGUCGGUCCAGCAAAUUACGUUCGAAUGUUUCGAGCCUGCUAAUCAAAUGGUAAAAUGCGAUCCCCGCAUCGGAGCAUAUAUGAGCUGUUGUCUGCUUUAUCGUGGAGACGUGAAUCCUAAUGAUGUUAGCAACGCGAUCAGGUCUUUAAAGGGCAUGCGAUCUAUACGGUUUGUCGAUUGGAGCCCGACUUCUUUCAAGGUAGGAAUCAAUUUCCAACCGGCUGUCACAGUUCCUGGCGGCGAUUUAGCAAAGUCAAAACGAACUGUCACAGCGUUAAGUAACAAUACAGCUAUUCAACAUAUUUGGUCGAGACUCGUACGUAAGUACAAUUCGAUGUGCAAGAGGAGAGCCUUCUUCCAUCAUUAUCUAGCUGAAGGUAUGGAGGAGAGUGUUUUCGAAGAUGCCCGAGAUGACAUAAGCACUCUGGUGCAAGACUAUGUUGAAGUAGAGAAAUAAACAUCAUGCAUAUAUGUAUACUUUUUUCAGUCCAGUGUCACAUUUCUUGAUAUAGAAGUGCUUAUAAAUCAGUGUCUCGGUUAAGAGAAGAGUGGAAAUAAUUUUUCAACAAAUAUUUUUGCACAACGAGCGCAGCGAUAAUAACAAACUGCAUGCGUCGACUUUUUGAAUUUCGUUGCCGUUCUUGAUUUAUAGAAGCGUUUCAAGUAUAAGUCUCCCGCGAUCAAGAUCGGUAAUCGCGCCGAGUAUUAGAUAGAAAUAUUAGGAAGUUAAAUUAGUCCUAAUCCUUAGCAAUAGAUGGUUUUAGUAGCAAGUUAAUAGUUAGUAUGAAUGUUGAAAUCUAGCAACACUGAAAGAUUUGACAUUU
Molecule: messenger RNA, 1036 nt
Organism: Harpegnathos saltator (Jerdon's jumping ant)
Lineage: Eukaryota; Metazoa; Arthropoda; Insecta; Hymenoptera; Formicidae
Product: tubulin alpha chain
Exons: 4
Coding region: 1-669 (222 amino acids)
Biological process (GO): microtubule-based process
Cellular component (GO): microtubule
Molecular function (GO): structural constituent of cytoskeleton; GTP binding
Source: RefSeq, a predicted model, not a curated record